GUCACCAAUUGAAAAUACGUUUAAACCCGCGUAAGUUAAAGCAAUCGUCCUCCUGAAGGUGAGUGAUCAUAAUCAAUCGCCGAUUAUAACGCUCUGUGAUUCACAAACUUGCUGGAAUUUACGUUUCUGGAUUGUCGAAUGAUUCUUUUAUCAUAAGCAAACAAAUCUUUGCAGAGGAUCAUAAUAAUUUCAUCGGAAUAACGUUUAGAUAAAUAGCACAACACAACAGAUUUAGAGAUGCAUGAAGUCCUCCACAAGGAAAGAGCAUCAUGUUUAAAAAUCAGCGAGAAAGUUUUAGAGACGAGCUUUGCCUGUUUGUAUUGAUACAAGCCAACCAUUCUGCAUGCCUUCACUACUACUGCCUAGAUUCUCGCUACUGGAUAUGUCUGACAAGAAAUCACCUCCAAGGAAGGAGAAGCCUUUCAUUGUCAGAACGCCUCAACCAGAUGACAAGGGUAUGAAGAGAAAGCUACUGUCUCCAGCUUCCCCAACACAUGAUGAUGAUGAUAAGAAAACUCCUAAUAAACGUAAACGUGGUAGUCUAAGCCUCGAAGCAUCGCCUAUGACCAACCCUAAAACUCCAGGGGGAGGAUCACGUUCGGUACCACUCUCAGAACGGCAACAACUAGCCAUGAUUAUGCGCAUGUCGGAUGAAACUACCCAAGAUAACAGUGUCAGGCCGCCGUCGCCAACUCCUUUGCUACAGAUAAAGAAAACACAGCUCGACAAGAAAGUGUUCAAGCGUAAUGAGCGUGGGGAGAUGCCCAUACAUAUAGCGGCCAUCAAAGGUGACAUCAAGCUCCUGAAGAAACUGAUCAAAGCUGGCGCUGAUGUUAAUGUCGCAGAUUUUGCUGGUUGGACUCCAUUACAUGAGGCCAGUAACCGAGGUUGGUUCUCUAUUGCAAAACAGUUACUAAAAGCUGGGGCCAAUGUGAAUGUACAGGGACUAGAAAAUGAUACACCACUACAUGAUGCUUCGAUAAAUGGCCAUAGAAAGUUGGUAGAACUACUAUUGAAACACGGCGCUAACCCUCUCCAACAGAAUGCGAAGGGGAAAACACCGCUCGAUGUGGCACCGUCUCCUGACAUGGUGAAAAUUCUGAAGAAAGAAACAAUCUGCUCAGGGAGCGAUACAUCUAGUAUAGAAGACAUUCGGUCACCAAUGUCCCCAGACAGUAUCAUUUCACUGAAAGAUGAUGACAAGAGUUUAGAUUUAGAAGAUAUGCACCAGAAUAACAGGAGUGAAUCGUUUUCAUCAUCAUCAGGAAGCCGUCGCCUCUCAAUGCCAAAAUCUCCCGACGGCAAACUGUCAUCCCCAAGACUAUGUUUAAAAUUUCACCGUGAUAAUUUUGGUUACACAAAUCAGAAAUCUCGAGACUCAAAUGAGCCACAAUACAAGUCGUAUAGUGUAACAAAUAUGUCAGUUGAUUCUAAUAUAGAUACUCCAAUGUUUUCACCAUCUGAUAGCCCUGCUUCAAGUGUUGAUAGUGACCUUUACAAUCCGGGAUUGGAUAGUAUAUCUAACUUCUCAGGCAGCAAGUUAAAAAUAUCAUUACCAGAAGACGAUACAUUAAGGUUUGAUACAAAGUCAAAUUUAAUGAUUCCAGCGUUAAGACUCGAUGGUAACGCAAUAAACGAUGUGAAAGAGGUAUUUCCAGAAAAAGAUACUGAUGUUGUCGAUCAAAAUGAUCAUAACUCUACAGUAGGAACAACUAGUGAUUCAAAUUUGAGCAAAUCUGUUUUAAAACAAAUGGAAACUUUUCCGUUUAAACCUAAUUCACAGUGGAGUGAGUCUCAAAAUGAAGAUUCUAUGGAAUUACCCGAUUUAGAAAUAGAUACUUCAGAUUCCAUUCCCACAAACUAUCAUAAAAACAAUGGAAUUCCUGACUUUGCACAAGAAUGUAAUUCUGUUAGUUCAUCUAGUGCAAAAUCUCCCAGUUAUAGUGGAGUAAAUCAUUCCUCUGUUACAUCAAGUACAGAAUUAAAUGAGCCGUCUGAGUUGUCAAAUUCAGGAGCUGAACAGUUUGGUAACAACACUGUAGUGACUAGUAAUUCAGAUGAUAAUUGUCCAAAACAAAGUGAUGAAAGUGUCGACCAAUCGGAAAGUGUUACAAAUAAGGUGACAGAAUUAUCAUCUACAACAUUGACUAGUGCUGAGUCAGCAGAUUCAUGUUUGUGCCCAAUGACCUCAACUUUAGAUGAGGAUAGUGAUAAAUUAAAUAUUCUUGUACCUUGCUCACCAAAUCGAACUGAAAGUCUCAGUAAAGAUUCCCGUCCCUGUACUCCAAAAGUUCCACCCUUAAAAAUCAUUAUUCCUGCUAAGUCACAGGCCAUUUCCACUCCUACACACACUCAUGAAAGGCUCAAGCUUGGGACGAAGUCUGCUUUACCCUAUGUGAUAAAUCCGUAUCAAGACCAGGACAGGGAUUCAGAUUCCCAGUGUGCUGAGACUGGUGUUUUGCAGGUACCUGCAAACACCAGUACAAAUUUGCAACCAGUCCAAAAUUGCACAGAUUCGGAUGUAACUAGUAAUUGGGAUAAUAAAUAUGUGAUGAAUACAAAUCAGCGGGAAAGUGAUAAAAAUAGUGAUGAAAAUGUAGAUAUGGAAGUGGAUUAUAGUGAUGUGAAUAGUGGCAGUAAACCUCAGGAUAACGAAGUGAACGAUAAAGAUGAUGAUGAUUCAAAAAGUGAUAGUGAAUUAAAAAAAGACGAGAAUAAAAAAGAUGAGCCCACACAGCGAGUGUUAAGAAGUGCUGUCAGAUCUCAACAGCUGUCGACAGAAAGUAAACCUCCAAAACAACAGAAACAGCCAGAUAAAACAGAAAGGAAUAGUAAGUAUUUAAGAAUAAUAAAUUAUAUAACUAUUGAAAAACAGCAUGCCAAAUCUUUCGAAAUAUGUAUCAGUUUGAGAAAAAAGAUUGCUAGUCGACGUUGUGGCUACCUGGACAUGCUGAGUAUUUGUCCGAAGACUCCUCAGGGUUUCAAGGACUAUCUGUUAAAUACAUGUAACUACGUCCUUCAGGGCAACACCACCAGCACUCUCUCAGUUCCAACAUUGUCACCUCCAAACUCUGUCAAAGAUAAGAUGAGAGAUCAGUUUGUACAACAAGAGAAAGCCAGAUACAAACUACGUCUACAGCACCUCAUUGAACGGGAAAAGUUGAUUCUGUCAAUUGAACAAGAGAUUUUACGGGAACAUGGUCGCGCAGCACGUGCUAUCGCCAAUCAGGGCACACCUUUGAGCGUGUGCACGAUACUGAGAGAUGAAGAAAUAUAUAACUUUACUGAGGACCAGGUUCGUCUAGAAGAAAAAGAUAAGAAGAACAGAACACGUUAUAAUGGCCGACAGUUCCUGUCCUGGAUCCAAGACGUCGAUGACAAGUAUGAGAAAAUCAAAGAACUGUUAAUUUUGAGGCAAAAGCAGGAAGCUGAUUCAUUGUAUGCAUACCAGAGACUGGAAUGGGAGUGGCGGCUUAAAGAAUUGUCAAUGUGUGAUAGAAAUGUUAUACCAGAAAUAGAUGAGUUACAUGUCCCAUUGGUGACAGUACAGGAUAAUUUUGACCUGUUGCCCACUUAGCAAACAUUCUUACUGGAGAAGUUGGUUUUAUUCCUCGUAGAUUGGGAUGAGGAUUCUUAGAAAAUGGCAAAAGAUGUACGUACGUACUUGGAAAAAAAGGAAGCUGAUUGUAUAACAGAUGGACAGUAAAUUUUGCUGAGUUAAGAUGAGAGGAAAUUAUCAGAAUCUGAAAGAUGUGAAAUCUGUUGAUUCUGCAUAGUUUGACCUUAGGCUGGUCCUACAAGGUCAAAAGGUCGAAGGUCAUGUGCUAGGUGGGCAGGGCAAGGUGUGUUGAACUUAAUGAAAACUGAAGUAUUAUAUGCAGUGAACUGAUUACAUGUGUAUAAUGCUGCCUGAACAAAGACAUCCAAUCACGUUUGUUUUUUCAUGUCAAUUUUUGAUCAUGCAGUAAAUUAUUUUAUAACUAUGAUAAUGGUCCAAAGGUACACAGAAUGUUGCUUCAUGCAUAUUAUAUAUUAAGGACCUAUGGAGUAUAUAUGUGCUUUUGAGACGGGUUAAAGUUGUUGUCGUAAUCAUGCUUUCAUAUUUGAGUGACUUGUGUGAAUGUUCCUAAUAUUUUUUUCUUACGGCUCAUUUUAGUUUUUUUCAUUUUCCAUUUUUUCUGCUUGACUAAUUUUUUUUUAAAGAAAAAACAAAUGGAUAUGAUUUUUUUAAUACUUUUUUUAAGAUUUCUGUAAGUUUUUCUUAUAACAUUAAAUUUGUAAUGAUAAAAAAGUUUCAUUGUUCACUAAGUAAAUUCUUUGUAGAACAAUGAAAUAUUUUGUAACAAAAUCAUGUUACAAAAAAGUCAUGUUUUGAUGUAGGCUUUUAAUUUAUUACUUUGAUAAGAUAUUUUAUGAGAGUAUUCUUUGAAAGUGAGACCUUAAUGGUUAUAGUUACUGUUUUCAAUUUUACUGGACUCUCACUGCAGUUGGUUCAAAUCUGGACCGGGAAUUUGGAUUCUUCCAUGUGAGGAAGUGAGUUCCUGGUUCCUGCUUGUGCCUGAAUUAUUUAGGUGUGCUGCUACAGGUUUUUCUUCAGCAGUAAAGGCUUGAAAGUAACUGUUUGAUGUUUAAAGUAUUGGUGUCACUUAAAACUUAACCACAACAGUGUGCUUGAAAGUUUACUAACCAAUGGUUAGAAACAACUAUUUGAAGCAAUACAAUAUACAAAAAAUGAAAAUCAUGUUAGCUAAAUUGUACAUUUUUUUUUGCUUUACUUUAGCAAAUUACCCGUCACAAGGUCUGUCUGUUUUUCCUUUGGCAAGUAUUUUCAUCUGCAAAAGUAAACAAUGAUAGUUCCCUUGUUUGAGUUACAAAUUAGAUCAAGUUAAAAUAAACACUUGCAGACAGACAAAAUUUGGAUAUUGUAACCUCUGCCUUAUGUCUUGAUAUAUGAUGACAUUUUGUCUGUGUUCCUUUAUAUAUAAACAUCAUUUUAUUCUGUUGCCUAGCGACAGAAAAAAAGCUGACUUUUCUUAUCUCACUUUCUCGUAUUUCUUUAUAGUAUAUUUUAUUUUUUUGUUGAAGUUAUGAUUUAGAAACUUAUUUAUGUCUUGUUUUUGUUGGAGAGUAGAUCACUUUUUGUUUGUUUGUUUGUUUUUUGUUGUUAUUAGAUAUAUUAGUUAUGAUCUAUGUUAAUGAGAAAAAUACUACUACUUUAACUAUUUAGAGAGAAAAGAAUAUCAUACUUUGUUACCAUAGUAACAGUAAUGAAUUCUUUAAAAAAAAAAAAGAGCAUACUUUUUGGAAACAGGAGACACUUUUUCUAUUGUUGCUUGUUCUAGUUUUUAAUGUCGGUUUCAUGGAGUUAAAAAUGGCAAAACAUGCAUGCAUCAGAAGAUACUUUAGAGUAAUAUUUAUUCAUUCACACAAGCUAGUAUAUCAUUGUAGUUACAUACGGUAUUUUGAAAAAAAGAAACAUUUUCCAAUUGUCUCAACAAUUUCAAACGCUAGUAACAUAGAAAAUUGUUCAUUCUAUUUUCAGAGACAUUUAUGUUGACAGUAUUCAUAGAAAU
Molecule: messenger RNA, 5573 nt
Organism: Ruditapes philippinarum (Manila clam)
Lineage: Eukaryota; Metazoa; Mollusca; Bivalvia; Venerida; Veneridae
Product: ankyrin repeat domain-containing protein 11-like
Exons: 14
Coding region: 344-3577 (1077 amino acids)
Cellular component (GO): nucleoplasm
Molecular function (GO): protein binding
Source: RefSeq, a predicted model, not a curated record